UCAUCUCUCCUGCUCCUGUUUUGAUUCUGAAUCGAACCUACAUACUGUAUCUGAUCGGAAAAGGAAGAGGAGAAAGGGCCGCCAGCGAUGACCAGAACUAUUCCCUCAUACCGCUCUGGGUUUUCCAUCGAACCGGCUACUCCGGCGGAUAUCCCGGCCAUCAACGAGAUCUACAAUCACUCGAUCCUGCAUCAUACGGCUAAUUGGGAGACGGAGCCGAUCUCCUUGGAGGCGAGGAGGGCUUGGUACGAUGGGUUGCUCGGGAUGGGAUAUCCGGUUUUGGUCGUCAGAGAUCCCGGGGGCAAGGGGAUGAGAUCAGGGGAAACAGCGGAGGGCGAUGAGAAGGACGAUGGAGGGAUCCUGUGCGUGGGGAGUUUGGGACCUUUCAACCUCAAAUCCGGCUACUCUCUCACCGUGGAGAACUCUAUCUACUGUCACCCAAGCUCGACCGGACUCGGGCUCGGGACGCUCAUGCUCGGCCACUUGAUCGACUGGGCGAAGGAGAGGGGGAUGCAUACGAUGAUAGCCGCCAUAGGGGCCGAGUCGGGAGGGAGCCUGAGGCUGCACGAGAAGUUUGGGUUCGAGGUCGUCGGGAGACUGGGGCAGGUGGGCAAGAAGUUUGGACGGUGGCAAGAUCUCGUUUACAUGCAGCAUAUGCUGCAGGAUGAGAGAGAGGACAAGGACCAAAAUAGAGCUGGGGGAAGAGGGAGACGGAAAGUAGGGAGGUUGGGAAUGGAGAGAGGGAGGACGUCGAGCAGAGGUGAGCGUGUGUAUUGACUGGAAAAGACCGGGGGUCCGGAUUUUCAAGGCCGGAUCGAAAGCGGUCGCCAAUGAAACCAGAUGACGAUCGUCUUCCCGCUGGGCCAUUAAAACAGCUAUAUCAUAUAACUCAAGAUGAAUAUAACAUAUAAUUCUAGAUUCA
This is a messenger RNA of Filobasidium floriforme, 922 nucleotides long. Its product is annotated as toxin-antitoxin system, toxin component, GNAT family. NCBI's taxonomy places the organism in Eukaryota, Fungi, Basidiomycota, Tremellomycetes, Filobasidiales, Filobasidiaceae. Gene Ontology annotation, molecular function: acyltransferase activity, transferring groups other than amino-acyl groups. The record is from RefSeq and is a predicted model, not a curated record. The transcript has 2 exons. Bases 88 to 777 code for a protein of 229 amino acids.